Dentiscutata erythropus is the source of this 768-nucleotide messenger RNA. NCBI's taxonomy places the organism in Eukaryota, Fungi, Glomeromycota, Glomeromycetes, Diversisporales, Gigasporaceae. The record is from the annotation of a GenBank genome assembly.
AUGACUUAUAUACACACUUUAAAACGUAAAGUUACUGUUCAUUCGGGUAGAGUAAGACGUUCUUGCUUGUUAAGGAAAAAACAAGCUAAACUUGCAUCAAACAGUUCUCAAGAUGUUUCAGCAAAUAGCAAUCUUAAAGAAAGUAAUGAUAACUUUGAAGAUGUUUUAACAAGCAACGAUAACGAUCUUGAAGAAAGAAAUGAAGACAUCUAUUACUGUGAAGGCAAUAAUAAAGAUGAAGAUUUUGAAGAUAACAAUAGCCUUGAGUACAACAAUACAGACGAUUAUCUCAAAGAAAGUAGUGAUGACUUUGAAAGCAUUACAUUCUAUAGCGACAGUCUUGAAAGCAGUAACAAUGACUUUGAGGACAGUACCGAUGAUUGUGAAACUAUCGAAUACACUGUUGGACAGUUUGUAGAGUUUAUCUACAUUAAUAGUAAUAGUCAAUGUAAAAAGCAAUUUGGAAGAAUAGAAGCUAUUGUUUCAUUCUUGCCACAUAAUCGUCUAUAUAACCAAAUACAAACUGCUCUUAAGAUGUCAAGACUUUUAAGACAUAAUGAGUUAGAAAUUUAUUGUAAUCAGGAGAGAAGUCGUAGAGGACACAAAGAGCUCUGGAUGAUCGAAGAAAAUUAUAAAAUUAUUUCACCCAGUUAUGUCUUAAGACAUAUUUCAGUAUGGAUUGAAGAUGUAUCUCAGCCUGCUUCUUAUGAUUUUCGCAUAUUCGAAAUUCUAUACAAAGAUGCUAUUACCAAGCGAAUUCAAAUUUGA